AUGGUGACUGCUACUAGCGUGACUUGGCCCGCCACGCAAGCAUCUGUCGGGCCUGGAAUGCUCGAGGAGGCGGCCGCUGCUCCGGUGGAAACGCACACACUCCCGCCGGCCCCCAGGCGCAAGAGGAAGCUAUCUGGUGGCCCGCUGCAGCAGCCCUCUGCCUCCAACAAAACUGAUGCUGUGCGCCAGAAAAUUACUCGAGCUUGUGACUCGUGCAAGGUGAAAAAGACUAGGUGCACCGGCACCCUCCCGUGUACGAGGUGCACGCGGCUGUCGCUUUCAUGUAGAUACCAUGCAGCCUACUCCAGAGGCCUCCCUCCGGACCCCCUUCCUGCAUCGCCAGGUCCAGCGGAUCCUACUACCACGGCUACUGGGCGUCAUGCUUCCGAGGCUGGUGGUGUGUCCAAGAGAUCGCGUUCGCGUGGCAGUACGGCCGCUGGGACAGGUAAAGAUGCCGUCAGCAGCCAUACUGGAUAUACGAGCCAGCGCCACCCCGUGUCAUCGCGCAAUUCGCCUGAGCCGGGGUCGACUGACUUCGAGGGCAACUACAUCGGGCCUGCGUCUGGGGUCUCGUUCAUCAAUCGCGUUUGGAGCAGAUUGCACCAGGAUGAGAAAGUGCAGAUUCCCAAGGCAUUGCAAAAUUGCAAUGAGUCUUCCGCCAACACAGCUGUGUUCAUGUUUGGCGAUAAGCCUUACUCGCACCCCCAGGAUGUAGACUUUCUUCUGCCGUCCCUGGAGACCGCGAUGGAGCUGAUCGCAAUCUACUUUGACUUCUCGAUGGUGACCUAUCGCUUCUUGCAUCGCGGAAGCGUCGAGAAUUGGGUCAAGCAAAUCUAUGAGAACAAUAUCUCGAUAUCGAAUCUGCCAGUGGGUAUCAUGGUGGCCAGGACGGCUAUCGUUCUGAUGAUCUUUGCGGUCAGCACACUAUGCCAGGAGCAGCAGCCCACGAACGGUCCCAGCCAGAGUGAGCGAUGGUAUGCGGCAUCGAAGUAUAUGGCUUCUCUGGAGUCAGGACCUCCACGCUUGGAAACGAUUCAAGCUCGGCUGAUCCAAUGCCUGUACCUUUUGUCGUCAUCACGAGCUAACGAGUGCUGGUAUUCCUUUGGAACGGCCUUGCAGGUUGUGACAGCUCUGGGAUUACACCGGAAAUGUCCCGUAAAGCUAUCCAAGAACGGAUGUUCUUACCUGGAGUUAGAAUUGCGGAAGCGUAUAUUUUGGAGCGCAUAUACUUUGGACAAAUAUCUCAGUAUCAUGUUCGGUCGGCCCCGGCUGCUUCAUGACGAGGAUAUUGAUCAGGAGUUCCCGGACGAGAUGAAUGACGAGGACCUACUGGAGGAAGACCCAGCACGGCGAAUGGGAUCCACAGACAGCAUGAUGAUUGCAUCUGUUCUACAUUACCGGUUCGUCAUUCUUACGUUGACUAUGCAGUCCGGCGAUCUCCGGUCUACUAACACCUGCCACAGCCUCGGUGGAAUACUAGGCGAGAUAUCUCGGCAACUAUAUAGUAUCAAUCCUCUUUCCCGCGACUCUCCACUCGAAACAGCCGUCCGCCUCACUUCUGACUUGGAAAGAUGGAAAGAAAGCGUACCACCUCUCUUCAACAGCGUUCGACCAUCCAGCCUGAUACCGCCCCUCUGUAGACAAAGCCAAGUCCUCCAACUGGCCUAUUCACACGCAAUGAUCCACGUCACUCGCUCGUUCCUCCUCAACGAUUUCACUGACCUCAGUCGCCCACCAAAAGAGCCACACCCAAUGGUCAGCGCUCACGUGCAAAAAUGCAUCGCAGCGGCUGAGGAUACCAUGACCCUCAUCGAUGAUCUCGCGCAGCAGAAUAUCUUUAUUCAAUCAUUCUGGUUCACCCACUACGUGACAUUCUGCGCCAUCCUAGUGGUCUACAUCCACAUAAUCCAGCAGCACCGCCAGGCCACAGCACCAAGCCCAACGGCAGGGAGUCCUGCUGACGCCGAUAAACUGCAUUCGUUGUUUUUGCUUGCAGAGACCUGUCAGCAACACCUUGCGGAAGCUACGCGGAAGAACUGUCCCAGCAGACGGUACAGUAUCAUUCUUGGGGAGCUCAGGAAGGAAGUCCAUCGGCACAUAGGCUCAGACCAGCAGAUUAGCAUAGGACAGAUCCCGGUCAUACACAAUGAUGAUCCGCUUCCUGAGCAGAAAACGAUGACGCCAAAUCAUGUGGACCGCACAGUAUCCUUUGUUCCUCCGAAUCUGGAUUUCCACCCAAUGUCGAAUAUCCUGCCACCAACCGACCUGGGCCCGCCCAUCAAUACUGCGGAGGAUGCGGGGCUGCUUGAGAACCUCGAAGGCUCCAUUUGGUGGGCUCAACUCGAUUCCUGGGUAUGUGUAUAG
Molecule: messenger RNA, 2364 nt
Organism: Penicillium canariense
Lineage: Eukaryota; Fungi; Ascomycota; Eurotiomycetes; Eurotiales; Aspergillaceae
Product: Zn(II)2Cys6 transcription factor
Exons: 1
Coding region: 1-2364 (787 amino acids)
Biological process (GO): DNA-templated transcription; positive regulation of transcription by RNA polymerase II
Cellular component (GO): nucleus
Molecular function (GO): sequence-specific DNA binding; DNA-binding transcription factor activity, RNA polymerase II-specific; zinc ion binding
Source: RefSeq, a predicted model, not a curated record